Molecule: messenger RNA, 915 nt
Organism: Plasmodium yoelii
Lineage: Eukaryota; Apicomplexa; Aconoidasida; Haemosporida; Plasmodiidae
Exons: 3
Coding region: 1-915 (304 amino acids)
Source: RefSeq, a predicted model, not a curated record
AUGGAUAAGAACGUGUGUGAAAAGUUCGAGAAUGUAUGGGAUAAAUUUCCUGAUGUAUUGAAUAAUGGAGAAUAUGAAUUUAAAGAUAAUAAUUUCUUAGAUAGUUAUUGUUUUAAAUAUAAAUGUGAAGGUGAUCUCGAUAAAAUUAAUGCCGGAUUUUUUUAUUUGCUUAAUCAAUUCAUUGGGAGUUCUGGGUCAUCGCGUUAUGCGCAAAAUGAUAUAAAUGUUGUUGAUUAUAUUAUUCUAUGGUUAAGUUAUAUGUUAAACUUAAAACCAGAAGGAAAUAUAAGCAAUCUACAAUAUUUUUAUAGUACAACUAUAAAUAAUGAUAGGUAUAAAAGUUCUGUACCUGAUGCUACAGAAUAUAAAAAUUAUAAGGAUCUUAUAGAUAAAAAAAAAUAUUUUUUGGGUAUGGAUAGAAAUAUUAUAUCUGAUUUUUAUGAAGCAUUUAAAUUAAUAUGUGAAAUGUAUACUAAUUUUAAUGAAACGAGAUCAAAUUGCUCAUUAUGUUCAGAAAAUGCUAAUAAAUUUGUUAGUAAAUAUAAAGAAAUGAAUAAAAAUUCUAAUAUUACUAGUAAUAGUUCCUAUAAACAACUAUUGUCUACUUUAUUAGAUGAUUAUAAUAAAUUUAAAAAUUAUUGUAAUAGUAAAGGUGGUAAUUGUAAAAACUAUCCAGAGCUUCCAACGAUAGAAGAAAUACAAGCUUCUGCACAAAAAACUGUACAAAUUUCUGAAGAUACAUCAUCAAGUUCGUCGAUAACAACCAGAUUAUUUACAGUUUUAUCGAUAUUUGGUGCAAUAGCAUUUUUUUUAGGAAUUUCAUAUAAGUAUUCGUUAUUUGGAUUUCGGAAACGAUUUCAAAAACAAAAAUUAAGAGAAAAAAUAAAAAAUAUAAAGAAGAGAAUAAAUCAUUAA